AUGCACAAGAUGAUUAGGAGGAUAACUUACACCCUGGAAAGACAUGUGUCCACUGUGGUGCGUGGGACCACCCAGGUGAGAAGAUUUCUGCAUGGUGCUUAUUUCAAGAUUCAUCCCUCUGUACAGGAAGCCCUAAUGGACAGGAAACCAGUUGUAGCUUUGGAAAGCACCAUCAUUACACAUGGCAUGGCCUAUCCUCAGAAUCUGAGGUGCAUGGCCAGAGAGGUGGAAGAAGUUGUAACAACAAAUGGAGCAGUGCCAGCCACUAUAGGUAUUUUAAGAGGUCAUAUCCAUGUGGGACUCACAGAUGAGGAACUUGAGUUCUUGGCAAGCAGUAGAAACACAGUUAAAGUGUCUCGGAGAGAUCUUCCUUAUGUCCUCAGCCAGGGCUUGUCUGGUGGCACUACUGUGUCUGGAACAAUGAUUGCUGCACACAAAGUGGGAAUCUCUGUGUUUGUGACAGGUGGCUUAGGAGGUGUCCAUCGAGGAGGAGAGAACAGUCUGGAUGUGAGUGCUGACUUGACAGAGCUAGGACAAACUCCAGUUGCUGUUGUAUCUGCAGGAGUCAAGUCUAUCCUUGACAUUGGCAGGACACUGGAGUAUCUGGAGACUCAGGGAGUCUGCGUGGCUGCCUUUGGACAGUCAAGGGAGUUCCCAGCCUUCUUCUCACGUCAGAGUGGCUUUCAGGCACCAUAUCACGUCCAGGAUGAAGAGGAGGCAGCUGAACUCAUUGCGAGUGCUCUGGGUCUAGGCCUGAACAGUGGUGUGCUGAUAGCAGUGCCCUGUCCCCAGGAGCGAGCUACCUCAGCCCAGGUCAUUGAAGAAGCCACCCAGCAAGCUCUCAGUGAAGCCAGGUCCAAAGGGAUCACAGGCAAAGAAGUGACCCCUUUUUUGUUACAGAAGAUCAGUGAAUUAACUGAUGGAAAAUCAUUGGACUCCAACCUUGCUUUGAUCCAGAACAAUGCCAGAGUGGGCAGCUGCAUUGCAGUGGCCCUCAGCAAAUUACAGAAAGCCAGAAGGAAGAGAAACCUGCCUCAACGAGAGGACACAACCCCACCUCAGCCAGUGGUGAUUGGAGGUAUCAACGUUGACUUUAUAGCCAAGGCGCAGAACCCUGUCAUCCUGGGUGGUGGGCAAACAAAUGCUGGAAGAGUAAGACGAACCUUUGGCGGCGUUGGAAGAAACUUGGCAGACUGCUUAAGUCGUCUUGAAUGGGCUCCUCUCUUUUUAUCAGCUGUGGGGAAGGAUGAACAUUCAGAAUCUGUCCUGCACUGCUGUCACCACAUGGACAUGAGUGCCAUCCUUCACCUGGAGGGGAAGAGCACAGCCACUUACUGCGCUGUGGUCACCAGAGGUGGGGAGCUCAGCAUCGGCUUGGGAGAUAUGGACAUCCACCAGCAGAUAACGGAGCAAUACGUGUCCCAGUUCAAGGAGAACCUGUGCCAGGCCCCGCUAGUUUGCAUUGAUGGAAAUGUGCCUCUUUCCACUAUUCAGUACAUCUGCCAACUAGCUAGAGAAUAUCAGCUAGCAGUGUGCUAUGAGCCGACAGAUGAGAACAAGGCCUCUAAGCCCUUCCUCUCAGACAGCUGGAAAGCGCUCACAUACAUUUCCCCCAACCUGCAAGAGCUGAGAGCAAUAAACCGGACCCUUGGGAACCCUUUGCCAGCAGAAGAACUGCCAUUCAGGUUGGAGGAUGUUGUCCAGACUGCAGUGGCCCUGGCCCGUCCUUUGCUGGCCCACCUGUGCUGUGUGGUGGUGACACUUGGCAUUCAUGGUGUGCUCCUGUGUGGCCAGAGCCUGGGAGGGAGCAUCUCACUUUGCCCAGGAGCCCACAAGCAGACUGCUGCUGCCAGCCUCUGCGCCACCCACUACCCUGCCAUCCACAUCAGCAGGGAGGAGAUAGUCAACGUCUCGGGAGCUGGUGACAGCUUAAUGGCAGGAAUCCUUGCAGGGAUGCUUGCUAAACAUGACACAGAUACGUGUGUCCGGAUGGGUCUGCUUGCUGCAAGCUUGUCUCUCCGUUCCUACGAGCCUAUUUCCCCAGCAAUCAGCACUUCCACUGUCAGCCAAGAGCAAGUCAAAAGCAGGAGCUGGCCAGAGGUGAAGGUAUGGAAGAUGGACUAGAGCACCAUGGCUUUCUCAUUCAUCAUCUCUUUGUACUCCCAGCAUUGCUGUUUCCAGGGUCUGGGCCCUGUUUUGAGCUCUGAGCUGAGCAGCUGGCUGCUAACCAGAGGACUUAGGCUUUCAGUGCACGCUAUCAUCUGGGAGGUGAAUGUCAGCAUUUGGUGACAGCCUGUAUUGCACUGUUAACGUUUAUGUUUGUCUCUCAUUG
Molecule: messenger RNA, 2332 nt
Organism: Pogoniulus pusillus (Red-fronted tinkerbird)
Lineage: Eukaryota; Metazoa; Chordata; Aves; Piciformes; Lybiidae
Exons: 18
Coding region: 1-2124 (707 amino acids)
Molecular function (GO): pseudouridylate synthase activity; kinase activity
Source: RefSeq, a predicted model, not a curated record